CGGCUGGAGAUGGCGGCGGCGGGGCCGGGGCCCAGCCCGGGCCGGGCGGCAGCGGCGCGAUCUCGGCCGCCGCUUUCUCGUUUCCGGGGUUGUUUAGCCGGAGCGUUGGUAGGUGAUUGCCUCGGUGCCGUCUUCGAAGGCAGAAGCGUGGUAAAACUACCCGAUCUGUUACGAUUCCUUCGGGGUCUGGAACCGGCGGCCGGCCCGGCCGAGGAGGGGAAGGAAACGGCCGAGAGCGCCGGGAGAGAGACACUUUCAUACACGGACGACACGGCCAUGAGCAGGUCGGUGGUGCAGUCCCUGUUAGCCAAGAGGGAGUUCGAUGAAGUUGAUAUGGCCAAGAGGUUUGCUGAGGAGUACAAGAAGGAACCCAACAGGGGUUAUGGGAUGGCUGUUGUCAACGUCUUCAAGAAGCUUCUGAGCCCCAAGUGCAACGACGUGUUUGAACCAGCGAGAGCCCAGUUCAAUGGGAAAGGCUCCUACGGCAACGGGGGUGCCAUGAGGGUGGCAGGCAUCCCGCUGCUCUACUCUGACAUCCAGGAUGUUAAGAAGUUUGCGAAGCUGAGUGCUGAGUUAACCCACGCCAACUCCCUGGGCUACAACGGGGCCAUCCUGCAGGCCCUGGCUGUGCAUCUGGCUCUGCAGGGAGAGCUCAGCAAGGAAACCUUCCUGGAGCAGCUCAUCAGCCACAUGGAAGACGUGGAGGCUGAUGAUAAGUCUCUUACUGACGCCCGAGCGUUGGGAUUUGAGGAUUUGCCAUUUUCAAGGCGUCUAAAGAAAAUAAAGGAGUUUUUGGAGCUCAGCAGUGUUCCAAAAGCCGAUGUGUUGUUUGAGUUAGGCAAUGGCAUUGCUGCCCUACGCUCUGUCCCCACUGCCAUUUACUCCUUCCUGCGCUGCAUGGAAGCGGAUCCAGACAUCCCCGACCACUACAGCAGCCUGCAGAGAACCAUCAUCUACUGCAUCUCCCUGGGUGGAGACACAGACACCAUUGCUACCAUGGCAGGAGCCAUUGCAGGGGCGUACUAUGGGGAGGAACAGAUACCCCCAAGUUGGGAGCAGAGCUGUGAAGCUUUUGAAGAGACGCAGAAGUUGGCAAAUAGCUUGUACGAACUCUCCUGCCAGCGGCUCUGAGGGCAGAGGGAGCUGUGUUUGCUGCGAGCAAAGCGAGUGGGCACCUCUGCUUGGCUGGGCAGAAGGCUCGUGGUGGAUCCAUGCCAUCUGCAGACACCACUGGAGCCUCCACCCCAGAGGCAUGACUGCUCCUGGGAGUUGGGAGCUGGAGGCAGGAGCUGGUUUGGGAGAGAGGGGCCGUACCCUUCGGAUGGGGUUCAGCUGGGAAGGGGCUGCACAUCGUGCUUUGGACAGCAGGUGCAUCUCCUCUGAUGUGUGCAGCAGUGUCUCAUCUUUCACAAGAUUUCUGUCCCACCCUUGUGCCAUGGUUGUCAUGACAGUUCCUCAGUGGGUGUCCAACCCCACACUGGCUUUCUUGCUGUUUUCCUCUGCUCCUGUGUGUUGUGGCCUUUGUUUCAGCUGUCAGGGGCCUUUCUGCACACCCCUGGUACCCCACUGGUUCACACGCAGCUGAGCAGCUAGGAUGGGAGCCUGGAGGAUGUGCUGAUGGUGGCAUGGGACUUCACCUGUCUGUAGAGGUUAGAUCUCCUGGGGGAUUCACUUAAAGUGCCAGAGCUUGGCAAAGGGAUUUCUUUGCAUUGCCAAUGGCAUUUUAAGAAGUGCCCUUGGUGGGUGCAGACACAAUCCCAGUCAGCUCAUGGUCACCGUUGGAAGAGGCUGUAACUGAUCAGUGCUCCUUUGAUGUUCUUUGCUCUGCAGUCCUCCCAACCUUCAAUAUUCUCUGCCCUCCACACUGCUGCAGCUACUCCAGCUAUUCCUUUCUCCCUCAUCUGUGCGUCCUGCAUGUUGUCCUGUGUGUGCCCAGAGCACCAAGUGGGGUUGCUUUUGAAAUCACUUGUGAAACCUGGUGUUAACACACAGAUUCUACUCCUGGUUCUGCUGUAGUCAGUCACAAACCAGCUCAGUGGGAAGCAGGUAUUAACUUCUCACAGCCUUAAUGGGCUGAAAAUAAAGGGAAAGGUAGAUGAAUUGGGGGAGGAUUCAGCAGAGUUUGCUGUUGGUCAGCCAGCAAAGCUGUGUUGUUCCAGAGUAUCAAGUUUAAAACCUUUGCUCAGUGGAGCUGGUCAAAAAGGGAAUAACAGCUUGGGCAUGGCAUGUCUGAAAAAGGGAUCAAAACUCUUUUAAUGAUUGAAAACCAAAGGGAAGAGGUGAGCAGUCACUGUGUGGAAAUGGUUCUGAAUGUGCCAGUGUAAUUCUCUCUGAUCUGCAGUGGGCAGCAGCUGAUCACUGGGAGUGUGUCAGGCUCUGCCCACAUCUGGCUGCAGCAAGUUGGUCCAGUUUCUCCUGCAAUCUGCUUCCUUCCAGUGCCAGUCACCUGUGUGAUUCUUUAAUGGGUUUUCCUCGUGUCAGUGAGUUCCUGAGAACAUGUGGAAUUGUGCUCUGGUGUGUGUUGAUGUCUCGUGCUGCAGGUCUGAAGUGUACAAUGUCAGGUGUUUCACCUUCUGCCAAAAGUGUGAACACAUUCACUCUAUCAUUUAAAAGGAGAUACUUUCCUUUUAAAGCAGCUUUAGCAUUUUAAAUGUCUGGAACUCAUGAAGAGCAGAAGAGCUCUUGUUUAUAAACUAUAGCUCACGUUAGGCCAGAAUUUCAAUGUCUGCUAAAACAUUUAGCUCUGACUUUCUUGGAAAGAAAUAAAGUAACUUAAUUAUCUUUGUUAAUUA
This is a messenger RNA of Colius striatus (speckled mousebird), 2792 nucleotides long. RefSeq names its product ADP-ribosylserine hydrolase (gene ADPRS). Lineage: Eukaryota; Metazoa; Chordata; Aves; Coliiformes; Coliidae. The record is from RefSeq and is a predicted model, not a curated record. Bases 10 to 1131 code for a protein of 373 amino acids. Gene Ontology annotation, cellular component: mitochondrion; nucleus. The transcript is spliced from 6 exons.